CCUCUCUUAUGGAAGAACGGGUGAAGCUACUACCCUUCUGGCUGCCUCAAAUGGAGAAAGACAUCCGCAAGAAACCCAAACAACCCAAGAGAGAAAAGGUAAUCGAGUAUGGUGGCCACGACAACUCUUUGCAGUCGGAUUCGGUCAACAACUUCAAUGUUGGGACCAAUUCUGGGCGAAGCCGAAGCAGCACCGCCAGUGGCUACGGCACGGUUAACGG
Messenger RNA from Sphaeroforma arctica JP610, 220 nucleotides. RefSeq lists its product as hypothetical. The transcript has a single exon. NCBI's taxonomy places the organism in Eukaryota, Ichthyosporea, Ichthyophonida. The record is from RefSeq and is a predicted model, not a curated record. The annotation marks the transcript as partial.